UGUCUGUUCCCAGGCCCAGCCCUAAAACCUCAUGCCACCUGCUGGCAACAGAGUACCAGGUGGUUCCUACCUGAUUUGCUCAUUUCUGAGCUGCAGCAAUACCUGGUGUAACACACAUGCACCCAGGCACACACACUCUGCCCAGGAGGGGCCUCCUGGCCCUCAAAGAGGAGGAAUUAGUCACACCAGAAAUACAUUGUUGGGGCCACUGGGGUCUGAGCCCAUCCCUGGGUCAGUGGUGGUAUUUUCACUGUGGCCAGAGCUUUUCUCAGGGUUCCUGUUGACUUGCUGUGUAAACUCUUCCCCAGGUGAGACCCCAGGUGAGAGAGGGAAGUCAGAGGGGGGGUGUGUUUGUGCAUGUGACUUGGAUGAGCCCCCUGGUGCUUCCCUUUGGGUCGAGAUGGGCGGUGGUGGGAUUGGGGUGGCCCCGGCCUCCUGCCUGCCACCUGGUGCAGCGUCGGGGGAGAGGUACUCUGCAGGCUGCAGCUCCCCUCGGGUCUCUGUGACACCCGGACCAGGCCUCAGUGUUGCCCUGGCCACCCGUGGGGAUUUCCAGAGUGAGCUCAUGCCUCUGCUCCCGGUUUCCCAUCCGGCUGGGCCGGGCUGGGGGAGGAGUGGCAGGGACGUCAGUGCAGACUGACCUGGCGCGUGGUGACCACGGCAGGGAGGCUGCCAGGCAGCGGCAGCUCUCAGGACUGGCAUAAAGAAAACAGUUUCUUCUCAACUUCAGAAGUACAGACAGCCCCCGUGUCCACAUUCCCUCACGCGGCUGUGAGCACCAAGGGAGCUGCCCUCCUUGACCGAGCCAUCUGUCCAUCUUUCCUUCUGUCUCUGCAUCCAUCCACCUCUCUGCAGAGCUGAGGCUUGACUCCAGAGCAUCUGUGCAGAGUGAGGAAAGGACUAGAACAUGCUCUAAAGUCCACUGCAACAAGACCUAGGAAGCUGCGAGCUCAGCCUAAACCCUAAAGGGGACACGGAUCCGAGCCCUGGUCCAGGAGGAUCCCACAUGCCUCGAAGCAACUAAGCCCGUGUGCCACAACUACUGAACCUGUGCUCUAGAGCCCGAGAGCCACAACUACGGAAGCCCACACGCCUAGAGUCUGUGCUCCACAACAAGAGAAGCCACUGCAAUGAGAAGCCCGUGCACAGCAACAAAGAGUAGCCCCUGCUCACCACAACUAGAGAGAACCCAUGUGCAGCAACAAAGACCCAACACAGCAAAUAAAUAAAUUAAUUAAUUAAUUAAAAAAAAAAAAGAAAGCUCAGGUAGAGCUAUCUACCUGCAUUGACGGAAGGAUGUCCACGUUGUAGAAGACAAGUUCUGCCCUGCCCCGGCACCCACCAUGGCCUCUGCUGAUAAGAAUGGCGAGAGCGUCUCCUCGGUGUCCAGCAGCCGCCUGCAGAGCCUGAAACCACCCAACCUGUCCAUCACCAUCCCUCCGCCCGAGACCCAGGCCCCCAGCGAGCAGACCAGUAUGCUGCCCCAGAAGCCCAGGAACCCGGCCUUCCAGAAGAGCAUCAGCCUCCAGGAGCCACGGGCACGAUGGCAGGAGGGCAGCUCGGAGAAGCGCCCCGGCUUCCGCCGCCAGGCCUCCCUGUCCCAGAGCAUCCGCAAGGGCGCGGCCCAGUGGUUCGGGGUCAGCGGCGACUGGGAGCUGAAGCGGCAGCACUGGCAGCGCCGGAGCCUGCACCACUGCAGCGUCCGCUACGGCCGGCUCAAGCCCUCGUGCCAGAGGGACCUGGAGCUCCCCAGCCAAGAGGUGCCCUCCUUCCAGGGCACCGAGUCUCCAAAACCCUGCAGGAUGCCCAAGAUCGUGGAUCCCCUGGCCCGAGGACGGGCGUUCCGCCACCCGGACGAGGUGGACCGGCCCCACGCCCCGCACCCACCCCUGACCCCCGGGGUCCUGUCCCUCACCUCCUUCACCAGCGUCCGCUCCGGCUACUCCCACCUGCCCCGCCGCAAGAGGGUCUCUGUGGCCCAUAUGAGCUUUCGAGCUGCCGCGGCCUUCCUCAAGGGGCGCUCGGUGCUGGAUGCCACGGGACCGCGGUGCCGGGUGGUCAAGCGCAGCUUUGCCUACCCCAGCUUCCUGGAGGAGGACGCGGUCGAUGGGGCAGAGACAUUCGACUCCUCGUUUUUUAGUAAGGAAGAAAUGUGCUCCAUGCCCGAUGAUGUGUUUGAGUCGCCCCCGCUCUCUGCCAGCUGCUUCCGGGGCAUGCCACGCUCGGCCUCCCCGGUCUCUCCCGAUGGGGUGCAGGUCCCUCUGAAGGAGUCUGACCGAGCCCCAGUGCCCGUGGCCAGACGUGGCAAGCGCAUCGCCUCCAAGGUGAAGCACUUUGCCUUCGACCGGAAGAAGCGGCACUACGGCCUGGGCGUGGUGGGCAACUGGCUGAACCGCAGCUACCGCCGCAGCAUCAGCAGCACCGUGCAGCGCCAGCUGGAGAGCUUCGACAGCCACCGGCCCUACUUCACCUACUGGCUGACCUUCGUCCACAUCCUCAUCACACUGCUGGUGAUUUGCACGUAUGGCACUGCGCCCGUGGGCUUCGCACAGCACGUCACCACCCAGCUGGUACUCAGGAACAAAGGUGUGUACGAGAGCGUGAAGUACAUCCAGCAGGAGAACUUCUGGAUCGGUCCCAGCUCGAUCGACUUGAUCCACCUGGGAGCCAAGUUCUCGCCCUGCAUCCGGAAGGACCGGCAAAUCGAGCAGCUGGUGCUGCGGGAGCGAGACCUGGAGCGGGACUCGGGCUGCUGUGUCCAGAACGACAACUCGGGCUGCAUCCAGACUCAGCGGAAGGACUGCUCGGAGACGUUGGCCACUUUUGUCAAGUGGCAGGAUGAUACGGGGCCCCCCGUGGACAAGUCCGGUCUGGGCCAAAGGCGGACAUCGGGGGCCGUGUGCAGCCAGGACCCCAGGACCUGCGAGGAGCCGGCCUCCAGCGGUGCCCACAUCUGGCCCGACGACAUCACCAAGUGGCCAAUCUGCACGGAGCAGGCCAAGAGUAACCUCUCGGGCUUCCCGCACAUGGACUGCCAGAUCCGGGGCCGGCCCUGCUGCAUCGGCACCAAGGGCAGCUGUGAGAUCACCACUCGGGAAUACUGUGAGUUCAUGCACGGCUAUUUCCACGAAGAGGCCACGCUCUGCUCCCAGGUGCACUGCUUGGACAGGGUGUGUGGGCUGCUGCCAUUCCUCAACCCCGAGGUCCCGGAUCAGUUCUACAGGCUCUGGCUGUCUCUCUUCCUCCAUGCUGGCGUGGUGCACUGCCUCGUGUCUGUGAUCUUCCAAAUGACCAUCCUGCGGGACCUGGAGAAGCUGGCCGGCUGGCACCGCAUCUCCAUCAUCUUCAUCCUCAGCGGCAUCUCUGGAAACCUGGCCAGUGCCAUCUUCCUGCCGUACCGCGCCGAGGUGGGCCCGGCAGGGUCACAGUUUGGCCUCCUGGCCUGCCUGUUCGUGGAGCUCUUCCAGAGCUGGCAGCUGCUGGAGCGGCCCUGGAAGGCCUUCCUGAACCUGUCAGCCAUCGUGCUCUUCCUGUUCAUCUGCGGCCUCCUGCCCUGGAUCGACAACAUCGCCCACAUCUUCGGCUUCCUCAGCGGCCUGCUGCUGGCCUUCGCCUUCCUGCCCUACAUCACCUUUGGCACGAGUGACAAGUACCGCAAGCGCGCCCUCAUCCUGGUGUCACUGCUGGUCUUCGCCGGCCUCUUCGCCUCACUGGUCAUCUGGCUCUAUGUCUACCCCAUCCACUGGCCCUGGAUCGAGUACCUCACCUGCUUCCCCUUCACCAGCCGCUUCUGCGAGAAGUACGAGCUGGACCAGGUGCUGCACUGACCACCUGCCCGGCGGGGCCAGCGGGACUGCUCCCACGCAGCGCUGAGGGCACGGGGACUGCGCCCGGGCCGGGCUGCCUGCCUGCACAGCGCCCACCCCCACUCCAGAGACCCCUCCCUCCCCCAGGAGAGGCUGAGUCCUCGGGAGACGCUCAUCAAGGGAGGUUCCUAGGGGGACUGAGCCCCCCUGCCUCAGGCCUGGGCUGGGGGACACGGAGCACGUGCUCCUCCGCAGCUCGGGGCCCAGGCCCUGACGUCACCCCGCUGCUCUGCUGUCGGGACCACCUCCUGGGGUGGGCUCCUUUCUUCCUGGGGUCCUGGGGUGCUGCCCAGCUCCCACCCGGCUCUGCUGGUACGUUGCUUCUCCCCAUUACUGUGAGUGCACCCUUCCUGGGGAGGAGGCUGGGGUUCCCACCAGGUUCCCAGCCCUGCCUGGCCACAGCCCCCUUCCUGUUUCCCCUCCCCUCUCUGCCUUGUGAGUCCACGCCCUGCAUUCAUCCAUGGCCUGGUGAGCCUGCCUGUGAGGCUCCUGGACAGAACCUUGUGGGAGAGGCUUUGGGUGUGGUCUGGGGCAGAGAAGGAGCAAAGACUGGAAGCAGCUAGACUGGGAAGCUGAGAAGCUCCUCUGUUCUCAGUAAACAGAGACUGAACCCGCACCUCCCCCAGGCCCCGCAGCCCCUCCCAGCCCAGCCCCUGCCUUCCAGUGUUCUGCCUCCAGGGGCUGGACGGACCCUGGCCAGCCCACCACCCUCUGCCUUACUUCUGCCCGAGGCGGGGGCAGGGCACCCCAAGGACCUGUACCUAGGGCUUACCCACGAUCAAUCAGGCUCCUUUUUUUUUUUUUAACCAGUUUAUAUUAUGGUCCUAAUUUUUUUUAAAGUAACGCUAACACUGUACAGAUGAUGUCUGAAACGUAUUAAAUGAUA
Molecule: messenger RNA, 4752 nt
Organism: Hippopotamus amphibius kiboko
Lineage: Eukaryota; Metazoa; Chordata; Mammalia; Artiodactyla; Hippopotamidae
Gene: RHBDF2
Product: rhomboid 5 homolog 2
Exons: 20
Coding region: 1344-3827 (827 amino acids)
Biological process (GO): regulation of epidermal growth factor receptor signaling pathway; regulation of protein secretion
Cellular component (GO): endoplasmic reticulum membrane
Molecular function (GO): serine-type endopeptidase activity
Source: RefSeq, a predicted model, not a curated record